GGUAGGAGCUCCUCGGGAAAAGGCCUUUCCAUCCCAGCAAGCCAACAGAACGGGAGGGUUGUACAGCUGCGACAUCACAUCUCCAAACGCACGCUGCACACGUGUGGUGUUUGAUGAGGAGACUGACCCGAAGAUGGAGAGUAAAGAAGACCAGUGGAUGGGUGUAACUGUCCAAAGUCAGGGGCCAGGAGGAAAUGUCGUGACAUGUGCGCAUCGCUAUGAGAAAAGGCAGUAUGUAAACACAGUGCAGGAAACCCGGGAUAUCAUUGGAAGGUGCUAUGUGCUGAGCCAGGAUCUCACUAUUAAGGAUGAUAUGGAUAAUGGAGUAUGGAGCUUUUGUGAUGGUCGUUUAAGAGGCCAUGAGAAGUUUGGUUCCUGUCAGCAAGGUGUUGCUGCUACUUUUACCAGAGACUAUCAUUAUAUUGUGUUUGGUGCCCCAGGCACUUACAAUUGGAAAGGGGUGGUUCGUGCAGAGCAAAAGAACCAGACGUUUUAUGAUCUGGGUAUCUUUGAUGAUGGGCCUUAUGAAGUUGGUGAUGAGAGCCGCCAAGAUAAGAAUCUAGUUCCUGUUCCAGCUAACAGUUACUUAGGUUUCUCUUUGGACUCUGGUAAAGGAAUUGUCUCCCAAGAUGAGAUGACUUUUGUGUCUGGUGCCCCAAGAGCCAACCACAGCGGAGCAGUUGUUUUACUGAAAAAAGAGAAAAAUCAGAGAGCACUUUCACUUGAGCACAUGUUUGAAGGAGAAGGGCUGGCCUCUUCUUUUGGCUACGAUGUUGCUGUUGUGGAUCUCAACAGUGAUGGAUGGCAAGACAUUGCUGUUGGAGCCCCGCAGUAUUUUGACAGAAGUGGAGAUAUCGGUGGUGCUGUGUACAUCUACAUUAACCAGAAAGGCAAAUGGGAAGGCGUAAAACCUGUUCGCUUAAAUGGAACCGCUGACUCCAUGUUUGGUCUUGCAGUUGAAAAUGUUGGGGACGUUAAUCAGGAUGGAUACCCAGAUAUUGCAGUAGGGGCUCCAUAUGACGGUUUUGGCAAAGUAUACAUUUAUCAUGGAUCCAAGAAUGGAAUAAAUACAAAACCAGCACAGAUUCUUGAUGGUGAAAAAACAGGCACCAAUUUCUUUGGUUACUCUCUUGCUGGAAACAUGGACCUGGAUAAAAAUUCCUACCCUGAUAUUGCUGUUGGUUCCCUUUCAGAUUCUGUAUCUGUGUUCAGAUCUCGGCCUGUGAUAAGCAUUAGAAGAAGUAUUACAGUACAGCCUGACAAAAUUGAUCUAAAGAAAAAGAACCCUGAGGACCCUAGUGAAAUAUGGAUGGAUGUGAAAGCAUGUUUUCAAUAUACUGCAAACCCCAGUGAUUUAAAUCCAAGAAUAAAGAUCAACUAUACAUUUGAAGCAGAAAAUGAGAGAAGGCAGCUAGGCCUGCCGUCCAGGGUACGGUUUAAAGACCACCAGUCCGAUCAGUUUACUGCAAGCACAACUCUAAGGGGGCAGAACUCUAAAGAGUGUGUGGCAACCAAGCUUGUACUGCAGGAAAAAAUUAAAGAUAAGCUACGCCCCAUUCCAAUAUCAGUCAGUGUUAAAAUUGCUGGCCUGGAGUCUAGCUCACCAUCCACAAGAAGAGAAAGAGCACUUCCGGAUCUUAUACCAAUUCUAAAUUCAAAUGAAUCUGAAACAAAGACCACAAAAGUGGAGUUCUUAAAAGAAGGAUGUGGAGAAGACAAUGAAUGUCACAGCAAUCUGAAACUUCAGUACCGGUUUUGCUCUAGAGAAGGAAAUGAAGACAGGUUUACUUAUUUACCAAUUGAAAAUGGCACGCCAGUGCUUGUUCUGAAAGAUCAGAAGGAUAUUGCCCUGGAAAUAACAGUGACAAACAAUCCCUCUGAUGCAAAAAAUCCACAGAAAGAUGGUGAAGAUGCAUAUGAAGCUAAACUAAUUGCAACUUUUCCAGACAGUCUGACGUAUUCCGCAUUCAGGGAGAUGAAAGGUUAUCCUGAAAAGCAGCUAACGUGUGGAGCUAACCAGAAUGGUUCUCAAGCAGAGUGUGAGCUUGGAAAUCCCUUCAAAAGAAAUUCCAACGUAACGUUUUAUUUGAUCUUAAGCACCACUAAAGUGAAUGUUGAUACAACAGACUUGGACAUUAAUCUGAAGUUGGAAACAACGAGCACUCAAGUUAAUUCGACACCAAUUAUAGCUAGUGCUAAAGUGGUUCUUGAAUUGCUUUUAUCGCUCACUGGAGUUGCUAAGCCUUCUCAGGUGUAUUUUGGAGGCAACAUCGUUGGUGAGAGUGCUAUGAAAUCUGAAGAUAAUAUUGGAAACCUCAUAGAGUAUGAGUUCAGAGUAACUAACUUGGGCAGACCACUGAAAACCUUUGGUACCGCUUCCCUGGACAUCCAAUGGCCAAAAGAAAUUAGUAAUGGCAAAUGGCUGCUUUAUUUGAUGAAAAUAGAUUCGAAAGACUUGGAGAAAGUCUCCUGUCAACCUGAGAGUGAAAUCAAUAGUCUACAUGUUGCG
Molecule: messenger RNA, 2509 nt
Organism: Apaloderma vittatum (bar-tailed trogon)
Lineage: Eukaryota; Metazoa; Chordata; Aves; Trogoniformes; Trogonidae
Gene: ITGA6
Product: integrin, alpha 6
Exons: 19
Biological process (GO): integrin-mediated signaling pathway; leukocyte migration; cell adhesion mediated by integrin
Cellular component (GO): external side of plasma membrane; integrin complex
Molecular function (GO): integrin binding
Source: RefSeq, a predicted model, not a curated record